Molecule: messenger RNA, 459 nt
Organism: Plasmodium malariae
Lineage: Eukaryota; Apicomplexa; Aconoidasida; Haemosporida; Plasmodiidae
Gene: ARD1
Product: N-terminal acetyltransferase A complex catalytic subunit ARD1, putative
Exons: 1
Coding region: 1-459 (152 amino acids)
Biological process (GO): N-terminal peptidyl-glutamic acid acetylation
Cellular component (GO): NatA complex
Molecular function (GO): protein N-terminal-serine acetyltransferase activity; protein-N-terminal-glutamate acetyltransferase activity
Source: RefSeq, a predicted model, not a curated record
AUGCUGUCAAUAAGAAAAAGUAACGUUUAUGAUUUACUGUCAAUGCAAGAAUGUAAUAGUAUAAAUUUACCAGAAAAUUACAGUAUGAGAUAUUAUUUCUAUCAUGCCUUGUCAUGGCCUUCUUUAAGUCAAAUAGCAGAGGAUGGGAAAGGUAAAGUUUGUGGAUAUACAUUAGGAAAACUAGAAGAAGAAAAUGAGAAGAAGGGACAUUUAACUUCAGUUGCUGUUUUAAAAACUUAUAGAAAGCAAAAGCUAGCCUUUUAUUUAAUAACCCAAACACACCAAUAUGUGAAUGACAUUUAUAAUGUUGAUAAUAUUUGCUUACAUGUUCGAAUAAGUAAUAGUGCCGCAUUAAAUUUAUAUUACAACUUAUUAAAUUACAAAGUUAAAGGAACAGAGCCGCUGUAUUAUGGAAACAAAGAAGAUGCUUAUUUAAUGGAGUAUGUUUUUGCAAAAUAA